GCCACUUUCAUUCCUCACUAACACUUUCACAUACCUCACUUGGCUAGAAAUGGCUAACAUCAUUCAAUCGCUUUUUGUCAUCAUUCUCGUUUUCAACUUCGUGAUCGCAAUAGUGAUAGCAAUUCGAGACUUCCCCGACAAGAACCUUAAAACACCCGAAGAGGAGGAUGUGAAACACCCCGAGACUUUCUUCAAUUAUGAUCGUGGAUACCUAAUUCCGGGUAUUGGACGAGGUAUUAAACCAAAGUCAAAGGAAGGGUUCAACCCUUUCACCUACAAUCCGAUUACGGGAGGUAAUAAUGGAAUCACGGGAGUCACUGUCCCUAGUGGUGGUGGCAACAUCCCUGGUUACGGUGACCUCGGUAGCAGUGGCAGUGCAGGCGGUAGCUACUUGCCAGGUGGCGAUGACACAUUGGUUCCCACUCCCGAGGAUGAGGGCCCAAAUCCUGCCCCGGAUAGUCCUUGAGAUCCCGUUUCAUGCAGUAAUACAUGACAUGACAGUUUGUGCUGUGUUUGACAUGUAUUAGACUGAAGGUGGAACUGAUUUGAUAAUGUUGUCACGUGUAGGGGCGAAUGGGCAUCACGGAUGAAGAUUCUUGUUUUUGAUUUUUUUAGUGUUUCUAAUUUAUGUUAUGUAUUUAAUAAUUAAGGUUGUAAAAUGAAAUGUUUUGGUCAAUAAAUAGCAAAUAAGACCAAAACUUAUGUAUUAAUGUCUUCUUAGCAUUCGAAUGAUAUAAACUGGACCCAUGAAACAAAAUUGUUAAA
Lactuca sativa (garden lettuce) is the source of this 765-nucleotide messenger RNA. Lineage: Eukaryota; Viridiplantae; Streptophyta; Magnoliopsida; Asterales; Asteraceae. The record is from RefSeq and is a predicted model, not a curated record.